Molecule: messenger RNA, 621 nt
Organism: Acanthamoeba castellanii str. Neff
Lineage: Eukaryota; Discosea; Longamoebia; Acanthamoebidae
Product: alkylated dna repair protein, putative
Exons: 1
Coding region: 1-621 (206 amino acids)
Biological process (GO): DNA alkylation repair; DNA repair
Cellular component (GO): nucleus
Molecular function (GO): dioxygenase activity
Source: RefSeq, a predicted model, not a curated record
AUGGACAGCGCCCAGGUCAUACUCUGCCAAGGCGAGACCAAAGUCGUCUACAAGCCCGACUUUAUGACGCCCGCGGAAAGCAGCGCGCUGUUGGCCUUGUUGUGCCGAGACAAGGACGUUUGGACGCGCGACAAGUUACGCAUCUAUGGCAAGGAGGUACUUUCGCCGCGCAAGGUGUGUGCCUUUGGCGACGCGGGCACGGCCUACCGAUAUGCCGGCAUGGAUCGCGCCAGCCGCGCCUGGCCCCGCGAACUGGAGGCCGUGCGCGACAAGCUGGAGCAACUGCUGGGCCAGCGGUUCAACUUUGCCCUGUGCAACAUGUACGAAUCGGGCCGCGACUAUAUUGGCUGGCACGCCGACGAGGAGCGCGACAUCGAGCCCGGUUCGACCAUUGCCAGCGUGUCUCUCGGGGACGUGCGCACUUUUUGUCUGAGGCCCAACGCGCGCGACUCGCCAGACACCUCGGUAGACCUCGCCGACGGCAGCCUGUUGGCCAUGAUGGGCACCACGCAGGCCACCCACAAGCACUGCGUGCCCAAGCGCACUAGCACCAAGCGAGCUGAUCGCGUGCGCAUCAAUAUCACCUUUCGCCUCUUGCGCCCGCGGGAUGCCGCCUCUUGA